UAUAGCGCUGAACAGGCCUUAGAAAUGUUUUAUAAUUUGUCAAUUAUGGAUAGUGAUAAUGAAGAUCUAUUAUCAGAUCAGUCAGAUGAAUCUGAAUACAAUAAUAGUGGAGAAGAUAGUGAUUCUAGUAGUGAUGAAUCUCCUAAGGCAAGAUCUAAGCUUUUAUCCCUUGUGCACUCUUGCACUGGUGGUAAAUCUAAACCAAAGAAGAACAGAUAUGUUGACCCUGUUGAUUCAACUGGAGAUAAUAUUUUCACAGAAUGUAGCAAUAGAUCUAGAUCUGAUGUUACUAGAUCUAGUGACACUAGAGUUACUAUUGAUGAAUGGGUAGAAGCUACUUUAGGUGAAUCAACAAGCAAUGAUUUUCCCUUUUUGCCUACUCAAGAACCAGGUAUAAAUACAAGCCUAAUCAAUGAAUCCUCUUCUGUUCUUGAUUGUUUUUCAUUAUUAUUUGAUGAUGAGAUUAUAAAUAAUCUGAUUGACUGCAUCAACAGUUUUGCAGAAAAGAAAAUAAUGCAAAAUACACCCAUGAGAAAAAGAUCAAGGUACCAUGACUGGCAUCCAGUUUCUAAGUAUGAUAUUUAUAAAUUUUUUGCUGCUAUAUUUGCAAUGGGUAUCAACAAAAGACCUGCACUUAAUGAUUUCUUUUCUACCAUUGAUUUGUUCUAUACACCAUUCUUUGGUGAAUUGUUCAACAGAGAUAGGUUUCUAAUUUUGUUUUCUACUAUGCUACACUGUGGUGAAGCCAAUGCAGAAGGUAAAAAUAAAGUUGAACCUUUUAUCAACAAAGUUAUACAAAAAUUUAACAUAGCCUUUACUCCAUAUCAGCAAGUCUCAAUUGAUGAGAUGAUUGUUGGAUUCAAAGGAAGAUGGCAAUAUAAGCUGUUCAACCCUUCUAAGCCUUCAAAGUAUCACAUCAAAAGCUUUGGUUUGGUUGAUAGCACCACUGGAUAUGUCAUCAACCUUCUUACAUAUUAUGGCAAGAAUACAUCUUUUGACCCUGAGGCUGAUACAGAAGGAGGCCAGGCUAUACAAAUUUUUUGCACUCUUCUAAAAUAUUUAGGUAAAGGCUUCCAUAUUUUUGCAGACAGGUAUUAUACAACAAGAAAAUUAGUUGAUUUUUUGACUAAUGAAAAGUUUUUAUACACUGGCACCAUUCAAAGUAAUAGGUUGGGAUUUCCACCUCAAGUAAAAAAUGCUAACAUCAAGCAUAUGGAAUCCAAGUAUUGGAUGACACAAAACAAACAAAAACUAGUUGUUUUGUGGAAGGAUAAAAAAUCAAAAAAGCCAGUCAUUAUGGUAUCCACAAGUGCACAAUGCCUGGGUGUUUUGGUAAAACACAAAAGUAAACCAUCCAUGAUUGACAAGUACAAUAAAUUCAUGUUUGGUUGUGACCUAGCAGAUCAAAAAAUUGGCUACUAUGGCCUGCAUGCAAGAAAAUCAACCAAAUGGUGGAAAAAGCUUUUUCUUUGGAUUAUAGAAAUUGCCUGUUCUAAUGCCCAUGUUUUAUAUAAUCUUAGUAGACCAGAUCAUAUCAAAAAGUCUUUUCUGAGCUUGAAACAAUUCAAGAUUCAGCUGGUGGAUUUACUUUGUGCUGAAGCUUCCACACUCAUACCACAAGAAGAAAAAGAGAAGAGAAAAAUAUCAAUGGGUCGUCCUCGAAUCAAUCCACUGGCAAGACUUUCAGGGGGAAGACACAUAAUAGACAUUGGUGAUAAACAGAGACGUUGCAAAGUUUGCAGCAAUUCUAAGCCUGUUCGGACAUUAUUUUUUUGUAUGGAUUGUCCUGAUCAGCCUGCCCUUCACCCUAAGGAUUGUUUCAAAAUUUGGCAUACUCAGGCUAUAAUUUGAAUAUUCUGAACAAAUAAGGACAUACAAAAUGUAAAUAAGUUAAUAGUUUUGCAUCAUGUUAUUUUUAUAUCUGUGUUCUAUUCUGACUUCUAGACAAUGAUUUAGAUUUUCUUCAACAUUAUUUUUCCAUUGUAUUACCUAUGUUGGAAAAAGAAAGGACAGUGAUUAUGAGCAUUGCAUUUCAACUAUAACUUUUUAUUUGUAACUAUAGCAGAGAAUAUCUUGAGCAACAUAGUCUUUCAAAUGACAAAUAAAAUCUUGUUGAACAUUGUGUUUCAACUUUGAGUAGAUUCAUUUUGGGAAUAUACCAAUAAAUAUCUUGGUGAACAUUGUGCUUCAUAUUUGACUAUUUAUUUAGAAACAUUAUACAAUGAAUAUCUUGAGAAUUGUGUUUUCUCUUUGACAAUUUUUGUUGGACAUAACAAUGCCUAUCUUAUCAGCAUUUCAUGUUCAUUUGUGGUCAGAAUAUAAAACUGACUAUUUGAAAAAAUAGUGCAUCCUGAACUGUUACUUUUUUAAUUAAAUACAACAGAGAAAUGAUAUUAAACAUUUUGUGC
This is a messenger RNA of Biomphalaria glabrata, 2408 nucleotides long. RefSeq lists its product as uncharacterized. The transcript has a single exon. Bases 25 to 1851 code for a protein of 608 amino acids. The record is from RefSeq and is a predicted model, not a curated record. NCBI's taxonomy places the organism in Eukaryota, Metazoa, Mollusca, Gastropoda, Planorbidae.